ACCUCUUCUUCUUCUUCUAUUACAUUCCAAGUUUCUGAUAACAAUGGCUGUUGCUUCUGUUUCUAAUAUAAAAACUAACAUCUAUCUGUAACACUCCCCAAACAUUCAUGCCUAUCAGAAGAAACUGUUGCCCUCUUCAGACAAGAAUUUGGAGCUAGCUACCAUCUCCCAUGGAGGGAAAGAAGAGCUGCAGGUUCCUCCAUGGAACGCUUGAAGCUACCAUCUUCCAUGCAACUCCUUACAAACCUUCCUUACUCGAUUGCAUAUUGGGAGGAGAAAAGCAAAGCUACGUGACCAUUGAAAUUGACAAUAAGAAAGUAGCAGAGACAAGCCACCAAUUUGACCGUGUGUGGAACCAAAGCUUCCAGAUCCUCUGUGCUUAUCCAUCUGAUUCGACCAUCACCAUUACACUGCAUACAAAGCUCUCUGUCUUGGGAAAGAUACACAUCCCAACCAAGAGGAUCUUAGAUGACGAAACUCUGAUAGAUGGUUUCUUUCCUCUCCUCACAGAGAAGGGAAAGCCAAAUCUGGAGCUCAAACUGCGUUUCAUACUAUGGUUUAAGCACGCAGAACAUGUACCCAGUUGGCGCAGGGUUCUCAGUCACAAUGAAUUUCAGGGAGUUAAAAACGCUACAUUUCCUCUACGCUCCAACUGCAGCGUCAUGCUCUAUCAAGAUGCUCACCAUUGCCCCACCUUUGAGCCUCCAGUCUGUCUUCCCGGGGGGCCAAGGAGGCUGUGGGAGGAUGUAUACAAGGCCAUUGACGGAGCAAGGUACUUGAUAUACAUCGCAGGCUGGUCCUUCAAUCCUAAGAUGGUGCUGGUCCGAGACCCCAGAACUGAACUCGUACACGCAAGGGGAGUACAGAUUGGACAAUUGUUGAAACGAAAAUCAGAGGAAGGGGUAGCUGUGAGAAUCAUGAUUUGGGACGACGAAACAUCCCUACCAAUUAUCAAGAACAGGGGAGUGAUGAAUACCCAUGAUGAAGACGCCUUCGACUACUUCAAGCACUCCAAGGUGGUCUGCAGACUGUGUCCCAGGCUACACCAUAACUUCCCUACGCUCUUUACCCACCAUCAGAAAACCAUCACUGUGGACACCGAAGCGCGUUUUCUGGACUCAGCUAGUGAGGAGGAUGAGAGCAACGAUGAAAUCUAUACCGGUUUCAAUGGCGGAGACAGAGAAAUCAUGAGUUUUAUUGGUGGGUUGGAUCUUUGCGACGGGCGCUAUGACACAGAGGAGCACUCCUUGUUUCGAACACUUAACAAAGAAUCACAUGCUCUUGAUUUCUAUCAAAUAAACAUUCCUGGAGCUAGUCUUCACAAAGGUGGGCCAAGAGAACCCUGGCAUGAUGCUCAUGCUUGCAUCGCCGGAGAAGCUGCUUGGGAUGUAUUGACAAACUUCGAGCAACGAUGGACUAAACAGUGCGAUCCAUCUUUGCUCAUUCUCAUUAGCACCAUUCCGAAUAUCGUUCAUCGUCCUUCUCAUAAGAACCUACCCUCUGCUGGAGACUGGAAAGUCCAGGUCUUCCGAUCCAUUGAUCAUGUAUCAGCAACAUCUUUGCCAAUGGGUGUUUCACUGGAGCAGAGUAUCCAUGAAGCCUAUGUAGAAGCAAUUCGGCGUGCAGAGAAAUUUAUUUACAUCGAGAACCAAUAUUUUAUGGGCAGUUGCCAUUUGUGGGAUACAGAUAGACACAGUGGUUGCGGUAACUUGAUCCCUGUAGAGAUUGCAGUCAAGGUGGUGAAUAAAAUCAAAGCAAAGGAGAGAUUUGCCGUGUACAUUGUGAUACCCAUGUGGCCCGAAGGAAUACCAGAAAGUGAAUCAGUUCAGGAUAUGCUGCAUUGGACUAGACAGACAAUGGCAAUGAUGUAUAGGUUGAUUGCAGAAGCCAUUCAAGAGAGUGGUGAGUCUGCACAUCCUAAGGACUACUUGAACUUCUUCUGCCUGGCCAAUCGAGAGCAGAAGAGUUCAGGAGAGUUUGUGCCUCCAUAUUCUCCUCAGCCUUCAACUCACUACUGGCAUUCCCAGAAGCAAAGGAGGUUUAUGAUUUAUGUCCAUUCCAAAUUCAUGAUAGUGGACGAUAUGUAUAUGAUAAUAGGUUCUGCCAAUGUGAACCAACGAUCCAUGGAUGGAGGGCGAGACACAGAAAUUGCAAUGGGAUGCUACCAGCCCAAACAUGUUACUAAUGGAACUCAUGGAGAUAUACAUGCAUAUCGCAUGUCACUGUGGUAUGAACACACCGGGCGCAUCGAAGAAUCAUUCCUCGAAGCCCAUAGUUUGGACUGUGUAAGGAGAAUCAAUGCAAUAGGAGAGGAGAUGUGGAAUAUAUACAGUGGAAACGAGAUAAUAGACAUGAAAGGUGUUCAUCUGGUAAAUUACCCUGUGACUGUGUUGAGUGAUGGCUCUGUUUUGGAUCUUGUUGAAGGUGGUGGUUUAUUCCCCGACACCAACACCCCUGUCAAAGGAAAGAGGUCAAUGGUUCUACCACCAACUUUCACCACAUAGUCAUAAUCACCAGAUAGCUAGAGUAUACAUAUGCACUAACAGGAUUAAUCUGUUGUAACCAUUCAAUACAAAUUUUAGGCAUUCUAUUGGCAAAUAAAAGAUCAAACACGAAAAGUAUAACUAUAUUAUUCAUGUAUAUAGGUCACUGAUUUAUCAUUGGUUUGAUGUUGUACGGUUGUACCAUAAUAAAAGAAUGAGUUGAAUUCA
Molecule: messenger RNA, 2711 nt
Organism: Nelumbo nucifera (sacred lotus)
Lineage: Eukaryota; Viridiplantae; Streptophyta; Magnoliopsida; Proteales; Nelumbonaceae
Gene: PLDEPSILON
Product: phospholipase D alpha 4
Biological process (GO): phospholipid catabolic process; phosphatidylcholine metabolic process
Cellular component (GO): plasma membrane
Molecular function (GO): calcium ion binding; D-type glycerophospholipase activity
Source: RefSeq, a predicted model, not a curated record